GAGGUUGCGACAUUGCUUAGGAGUGUCGGAUAAUAGCCGAGUGUGUGCGAGUUAUUUCGUGUAUAUAGUUGAACGCAAGUAAAAGGAGAAAGAUCAUGGGAUCGUCGCCGUACGGAACGGGAACAAAGUGCAUCAGAUGGGCGUUCGUCGUCUGCAACUUCAUUUUUCUGGUUCUUGGAGCCGUUGCCUUUAGCAUUGGAGUGUGGGGUGUCGUGGUUGGGACUGACUAUGAUGUCAUCACGGGCAGCGAGACCGUGUCGUUUGCUGCCCUGCUGCUCGUCGGAGGGAUCAUCACGAUGGUCGUGGCGUCGAUUGGAAUCAUCGGGGCUUGUGCCAUGUGGAGGCCUCUUCUUCUA
Messenger RNA from Geodia barretti, 356 nucleotides. The record is from the annotation of a GenBank genome assembly. NCBI's taxonomy places the organism in Eukaryota, Metazoa, Porifera, Demospongiae, Tetractinellida, Geodiidae.